Molecule: messenger RNA, 2696 nt
Organism: Andrographis paniculata
Lineage: Eukaryota; Viridiplantae; Streptophyta; Magnoliopsida; Lamiales; Acanthaceae
Product: phospholipase A1 PLIP2, chloroplastic-like
Exons: 5
Coding region: 389-2533 (714 amino acids)
Biological process (GO): lipid metabolic process
Molecular function (GO): glycerophospholipid phospholipase A1 activity
Source: RefSeq, a predicted model, not a curated record
UUCCCCCUAAAUUGGAGUUUUCACGUCUGCUACCCAAGCCAGCUAGAGAAUCAGUAAUCGAUCGAUCAGAGAGUUGCAGAGAGAAAGGUGAGAAGAGUGUGAGGUUUGGUCACCAAAUUUUGGUCCUAAUCAAUUCGAGGGUACAAGGGAGGAACUCAUUUUUCCUCUCCCUCCUAUAAACCAACUGUUUGUCUCCAUAACGCCUCUGAAAUUCAAAGAUUGUGCUCACGUUAAUAUCCUGCGCCAACCUCUUUCUUCUUCUUCUUCUUCUUCUUCUUCUACCUCUACCUCGUUGUCUAUAUAUUUGUAAUACGUAUUGUAUACUGAAGGAAUUUUAUAGCGAAGUAAUAGGUUUGAGUUAGGACUGUACGGAUUUGCAAGGGCAGAGAUGGAUGCUUUGUGCUUAAAGGCAGGGAUUCAUGGAAUGGUCGCGCCGCAGAUCGCCGCAUCGGGAAGCAGCGAGCUUCGGCUUAGCGACAAGCCGUCGGUAUCGGCAGUGAAGCGGAGGAAUUUGCCGUGGGGAUUCACUUUCCGGCAUCCGCUGGGAUCUUUGUGGCCGGGAGGUAAGAGCCGGUACGAACCGGCGAUCGCGGUGGAUGAUUCCGUCCUGGUGGAGGAAAAGGAAGACGCUGCGGAGAGCGCGGAGGAAUCGCGGAAUGAGAAUUGGGUGUUGAAGAUUUUGCACGUCAAAUCUCUCUGGAAAGAGGAGGCUGUUAAUGAGCCUGAAUCGACGAAAGAGAUCGGAGCGAAAUUGGAAGGGGAAAUUAAUGAUGAUGGUGGGGAAGAUGAUUGCUGCGCGGUUGAGAACGACGGCGACUGCGAUUGCGAUGGCGAUGAACAGAUUCAAUUCGACAGGGAAUCGUUCUCGAAACUUCUGCGGAAAGUGCCUCUCGCCGAAGCUAGAUUGUACUCCCGGAUGUCGUAUUUGGGGAAUUUGGCAUAUGCUAUCCCAGAAAUUAAGCCCAGCAAUCUUCUGAGAAAUCACGGCCUCCGGCUUGUGACUUCGUCGGUGCAGAAGAGGGAAGCCGCGGCCGAGAAAGAGAAGUCGGAGGGAAGAACAGAAGCUGAUGUAGCUGAGGCAGAGAAUGCUGUUGCAGGUAAUGAGACAGUGAUAUCUGAAACAGACAAUGGACGCCAUAUAAGUGCAGCUGCAGCUUAUCACAUCGUUGCUUCUGCCGCGUCGUAUCUCCAUUCGCAUACCAGAACCAUCUUUCGCUCUAAAUCCUCCGGCUCAAUCCCAAACGAAAUCAAUGGAGCAGCUGCAGACAGCGAUGAUAUGAUCAACCAGGACGUCGCUUCAUUAAUGGCGACCACAGAUUCAGUGACUGCAGUUGUUGCUGCUAAGGAGGAAGUAAAGCAGGCUGUUGCAGAUGACCUGAACUCAACCCACUCGUCGCCGUGCGAGUGGUUCGUCUGCGACGACGAUCAGACCGCCACCAGAUUGUUCGUCGUACAGGGAUCCGAGUCGCUUGCGUCAUGGCAGGCGAAUCUACUCUUCGAGCCGAUCGAGUUUGAGGGAUUGGACGUUCUUGUGCACCGAGGUAUAUACGAGGCUGCAAAGGGGAUUUACGAGCAGAUGUUGCCUGAAAUUCGCGCGCACGUAAAGACUCACGGGGAGCGCGCCACAUUUCGUUUCACGGGGCAUUCUCUCGGCGGUAGUUUAUCGUUGCUUGUGAGUCUAAUGUUGCUAAUAAGAGGCGAAGCACCCCGGUCUUCUUUACUUCCCGUCGUGACUUUCGGGGCGCCGACGAUUAUGUGCGGCGGCAAUCGCCUGCUGCACAAGCUGGGUCUGCCUAAAAGUCACGUACGUUCGAUCACGAUGCACCGAGACAUCGUUCCCCGAGCAUUUUCGUGUCAUUAUCCGAUCCAUGUUGCGGAAUUUCUCAAAGCCAUAAAUGGGAAUUUUCGAAAUCUUCGAUGUUUAAGUAAGCAGAAGCUGUUAUAUGCUCCGAUGGGGGAGUUCUUGAUUCUUCAACCGGACGACACGUAUUCUCCGAACCACAAUCUUCUCCCGUCCGGAAGCGGUCUGUACGUAAUGACGGGUGCGGAGACGGAAGCAGCUAAGGCGGAGAAGCAGAUCCAAGCGGCGCAGGCGGUGUUCAUGAACUCGCCGCACCCGCUCGAGAUACUGAGCGACCGAUCGGCAUACGGUUCGGGAGGGACGAUCCAAAGGGACCACGACAUGAACUCGUAUCUAAAGUCCGUUCGGAAUGUGAUCCGCCACGAGCUGAACCGAAUCCGGAAGUCGAAGAGGGAGCGGCGGAGGAAGGUGUGGUGGCCGCUGGUGGCGCCGCGGGGAGGAGCCGCGAACUCCGGCGGCAUUAUUUUCAGGCGGCCGGCGACACUGUCGGAGAAGGAGAAGAUGAUGGUCCAAGGACAGCUGGACUUCUCUGGCAUGGUUCAGACAGGUAGAGAGUCGUUGAAAAGGUUUACUAGGUUAAUUGCAUCACAGCACAUGCAUUUGCUUGUGGUGCUUUUGUUCCCUGCCAAGUUGCUCGUUUUGGGAACUUUUAGUUUAAUCAAAAUUCAUUGAUUAGACACCCACACCCCCACACCCACGAAAAUUCGAUUCUUUAUUCAUUUACACCUGUGGGAAGCAGCAAUGGCUUCCCUGAUCUGUAUCAGAUUAUUACUGUUACUAUUAUUACAAUAUCUAUGAAAGAAGAGGUUCACUAAGGACCACUUUUAACUUAGGA